Molecule: messenger RNA, 957 nt
Organism: Striga hermonthica
Lineage: Eukaryota; Viridiplantae; Streptophyta; Magnoliopsida; Lamiales; Orobanchaceae
Source: the annotation of a GenBank genome assembly
AUGUACAGAGAUCGAGGCAGAGGGAGCUCGGCAAAGGGCGGGGAGAUGCUCGACUGGAAGCUAAUUAACGACCCGCUGGACAAACACGUGGAGAAAUCGUCUCCGUCAGCCUGCAGAAACAAGGCUUCCGCCGUCACCGUGCCGUCCACAUCAGCCGCCGCCGGGAAGCAUAUUGAUCCCCGGGACAGUCGCUUUUUGUCCACACUCAGCUCUACCAAGAACAAGCUUUCCAAGGAGGAAUCUGAAUCAGAGAGUGAAGAUUCAGAUGUCAGUGGCUCUGAUGGAGAUGAUACAUCUUGGGUUACUUGGUUUUGCAACUUGCGUGGGAAUGAGUUCUUUUGUGAAGUUGAUGACGAGUAUAUUCAAGAUGAUUUCAAUCUGUGUGGUUUGAGCAGUCAGGUGCCGUAUUAUGAUUACGCGCUUGACCUAAUUCUGGAUGUAGAGUCAUCUCAUGGUGAUAUGUUUACUGAGGAACAGAACGAAUUGGUUGAAUCAGCUGGAGAAAUGCUCUAUGGCCUUAUUCAUGUCCGGUUCAUUUUGACUAGCAAGGGGAUGGCGGCAAUGUUAGAGAAGUACAAAAACUAUGACUUUGGAAGAUGCCCCAGAGUUUACUGCUGUGGACAGCCUUGCCUUCCACCGCAAAGUGAUAAAACCUCGACCCCGAACACGGGACGGGGGUCCCGGUUUGCAUUGUUGGAGCGGGAGGAGCCGAGGGACUCGGCUACAACAUUCAAAUUUGGUGCUUCUAGGGCGGUGUCUAAUAAGGCGACGUCCUUGCUACCCGCUCAAGGUGCGGGCGAUCCAGGUGAACGGGAAUGGCGUGUUGUAUCAAGGCGCGGAACCCGACCUAGCAAAAACUCUUUGGGACAGGCUACGGCGAGCAACGCGAGCAACGUGGUUAUCAGGGGCGAGCCCGUGAUUCAGGCUGAUAAAGGGAAGCAGGUGGCCUACCACUAG